AUGAUUCCUAUAUGGGGAGUUCUGAGUGUUAUAGGGGGAUUUCUUUAUCAUCUUUCCCUUGGUUACUAUUACACAGUCGGUAAGAAUUGUUGGAAAACUUUUUGCGGUUAUUCUGCAAAUAAUGUUUUGACACAUUUUGAUGCAAAUUGGUUUCCCGGAAAAAGAAAUACAGUUGUCGGAAUAAUUGCAUCAGGUCUGGGUUUGGGAGCUCUUGUAUUUACACCCAUCCAAACCAAAGUAAUAAAUCCCAAUGAUCUGCAGCCAGUAGCAGGAAAGUAUCCCGAUGAAGUUCAAGAACGCAUUCCAAACGCAUUUCUCAUCCUCGGAGGAAUCACUGCGGCAUUUCAAGUGAUCGGAUUAAUCCUUUUGAGAACUUGUCCCGAUAAUGAAAACAAGGAAGAUGGAGAGUCCAGCAGCAGUUCCUCGGAACUUGAAAAACCUGAGGAGGACAACUCUGUGGAUAACAACAGCACCCCAACUAACUCUUUUAUCUUAUUUAGGGAACAAAAUGAAGAAGUUGUUUUACCGAAACUAGAAGUAACCAGCUACUCAGUGAAGGACGCACUAAAAUGCAUCGAUUUUUACAUAUUGUUCACUGUUUCGUUCUGUGAUAUUGUUGCCGUGGUUCUGUUGACAUCAACAUAUAAGCUGUAUGGUCUUGAAAAUCAGCUAAAGGACAGCUUUCUUUCCGGAGUCGUCAUUGGCAGUUCUGUCUUCAAUUGCUUCGGCCGCGUCAUGUGGGGACUCAUAGUUGAUCGAUUUUCAUAUAAGUGCCCAAUGCUGACGUUUCUUUUCAUAUGGAUAGUUCUGUUUAGUUCAUUCCCCUUUGUUGCCGCCGGUGCUGCCGGUAUGUAUCUGUUCGCAAUCUGGGUGUUUUUACUCUUCUUCACGCUGGCGGGGAACUUUGUCAUUCUGCCUGGAGCCACGGGUACACUGUUUGGACCAGACAACUUUGCCACAAUUUACGGUCUGGUCUACGCAGCAGCGGUACGUCAUCGGUUUGUUUUCGCCUUUUUGCAUUUGUCUUCAAACAUUUUUAAUCUUGUAAUUUUAUAA
Dibothriocephalus latus is the source of this 1056-nucleotide messenger RNA. The record is from the annotation of a GenBank genome assembly. Lineage: Eukaryota; Metazoa; Platyhelminthes; Cestoda; Diphyllobothriidea; Diphyllobothriidae.